CGCGGGACCGCGCUCCGGCCGGGCUGCGCCCUGCGCAGACUCCGCGGCGGCGAUGAAGCGCCCUUGCGAGGAGUCCACCUCCGAGAGCGACAUGGACGAGACCAUCGACGUGGGGAGCGAGAACAAUUACUCGGGGCAAAGUGCUAGCUCUGUGAUUAGAUCUAAUUCUCCAACGACAACAUCUCAGAUUAUGGCCAGAAAGAAAAGGAGAGGGAUUAUAGAGAAAAGACGGCGAGACCGGAUAAAUAACAGUUUAUCAGAGUUGAGAAGACUAGUGCCAACUGCUUUUGAAAAACAAGGGUCUGCAAAGUUAGAAAAAGCUGAAAUUUUACAAAUGACAGUGGAUCAUUUGAAGAUGCUUCAGGCAACCGGGGGUAAAGGUUACUUUGAUGCCCACGCGCUGGCCAUGGACUUCAUGAGCAUCGGAUUCCGAGAGUGCCUCACCGAGGUGGCCAGGUACCUGAGCUCCGUGGAAGGCCUGGACUCCUCGGACCCCCUGCGCGUGCGGCUGGUGUCCCACCUCAGCACGUGCGCGUCGCAGCGGGAGGCGGCGGCGAUGACGUCGUCGCUGGCCCACCACCACCACCCCCUGCACCCGCACCACUGGGCGGCCGCCUUCCACCACCUCCCCGCCGCGCUGCUGCAGCCCAACGGACUCCACGCCUCCGAGGCCACGCCCUGCCGCCUGUCCACCGCCACCGAAGUGCCUCCUGCCCACGGCUCCGCCCUCCUCACGGCCACCUUCGCCCACGCCGACUCCGCCCUGCGGAUGCCAGCCACGGGCAGCGUCGCGCCCUGCGUGCCACCGCUCUCCACGUCUCUCCUGUCCCUCUCCGCCACGGUCCACGCGGCCGCCGCCGCCGCCACGGCCGCCGCCCACAGCUUCCCGCUGUCCUUCGCGGGGGCAUUCCCCAUGCUCCCCCCCAACGCGGCCGCCGCCGCCGUGGCCGCCGCCACGGCCAUCAGCCCCCCGUUAUCGGUGUCCGCCACCUCCAGCCCUCCGCAGACGAGCAGCGGAACAAACAGUAAACCUUACCGACCCUGGGGGACCGAAGUGGGAGCCUUUUGAGUUCUCCUUGAACUUCCUGCGCUAGUAACUGAGUGUCCUUCGUUUCAGAGUCAGCUCGCACACCUCUGCACCCUGAAAGUAGCCAUACAGAUGUCUACAGGUCCACCAAGGAACAAUAAAGCUCUUUCAGACACAAACCUCACACGUGGAAAUGUGGUAUUAUCUUCCUUCCCCCCACCCCGUUUUUGAAUUUUCACUUUUGAAGGCAGCUUGAUAACUGACGUCCACAACUUUUGAAAACUUCACCCUUGCUUCCCUUUAGAAAUUUCCUGGAAAAUAUAUGGACUGUACCGUCCGGCAGUGCAUCCGUAUAUCCGAACAGAAGAAGAAAAAUGCCCUGAUUGAAUUCUCUUGAAACUAGAUGGGGGGUGGGGAGGGAAAAGGGAUGGGGGGGGUGUGAAAUGUCAUGUUUCAUAAGUGCCUGAGUUACUUCAGUCUUCUUCUGCAUCUAUAACUGCACAAAAGAAGAAGAGCAUAGAGGUUAGGUUAAGUAAGAAAGGGGAGGGAGAGAAGUCUUGCAUUAAGCUGCAGACAUUUCAGUACAAUAUGAGAUGAGUACUCUGUUGAAAGCAAGCAGCAGGUGUGUUUAUUGACCAAAAGGAUUGUUGAAAAUAAUUUUCAAGUUGAAAGACCUAGUUUUAUCUUAGUUCGCUUUCUUUGUACAGACUUGCCAAGUGGUGACAUUUAGUAAUGCAUUGGUAUAAGCAGUUAUUCCAUCAGUGCUCAGAUUAAUACGCAUUUCUGCCCUACCUUAGGGCCCCAGGGACUUUGUUUCAUGGCUUACAAUAUGGUGCUUCUUUAUAUUUACUAGAUAUUUACCGAAUGUACCCACAGGCAGCUGCCUACUGUGUGCCUACCCACCAGAGGCUGUUUGAUUCAUGCCAACUUGAAAAGUCUCCAGUUUGUACGUUUGGAUUAAUUUAUUCCGUUUCAUUCGGACUAUUUUUACAUAUUUAUCCUUUUCAGUUUUUCCUGGUAGGAUGUAAUAUCUAUUGUUGUCACCUUUGGAGAGAUGUUUCUGGAGGUGAUGAGACAGGGAGAGAGCAUUGGGAAAAAGAAUAGCUCCAGGUUUUCAAGUGCUCGUGAUUGUGUUUGAUCCCAAAUCAAGAUGAAUGUAUGCAAUGGGAUGUACAUAAAUUAUUUUUGUCCAUGCCUAGACUAGUACUUCAUUAUGGUGUUUUGGUUUUUUAAUUUUAUUUUGUUUAAUGACAAAAUAAUCUCUAAUACAUUGAAAUUGAGCAUGUGGGAUUUUAUGUUUGAAAGAUAAAAGACACAGCAUGUAUUAUUAUGCACUUCAUUUCUCUGCUGUGUGGAGAAAGCAAUAAAUCUUAUGAGAAUGUUAAACAUUAUGCAGAAUUAUACAUUUAAAUAUUUGUUUUAAAAUUUCUGUACUUAGUCCUUUUUUGCAUUACUUUGUAACCUUUUUCUAUGCAAAAGUCUCCAUAUCACUAAUUAAAUGAAGUCCUUUUUGACUUUUUCUGUGGAUGAGUGUUUUGCACAAUGGAAACUUGAUACGAAUUUCAAGGGAGGCCUUCCUUUACUAAUGAUUUAAACCUAAACCGUGGCUUUUCUUUUUGUCUUCAAAUGUCAUUUGAUAUGAUUCACAACUUGUUUGCAAUAGAAUGCAUCUGAGCAUGUGAGUCAGUUAAGCAUAGGUGGGUAUGACAUUAUUUGAGGUAGGAAGGGAUCAGUUUAUACUGCCUUAUCUGCUUAACCAUGGAUCUUGUGUUGUGCAAAUAAAAGAUUUCUAAAUGGGAAUAAUCCAAACAUAGGAUAAGCAGGAAUGUGUCACAGUUUUGUAACUAAAAAAAAAAAUAGUGUUUUAAAAUAUCACAUAAUACAUGCAUUCUG
Sorex araneus (European shrew) is the source of this 2920-nucleotide messenger RNA. RefSeq names its product hes related family bHLH transcription factor with YRPW motif 2 (gene HEY2). The transcript has 5 exons. The record is from RefSeq and is a predicted model, not a curated record. Gene Ontology annotation, molecular function: RNA polymerase II cis-regulatory region sequence-specific DNA binding; DNA-binding transcription factor activity, RNA polymerase II-specific; protein dimerization activity. The coding region runs from base 53 to 1069 and encodes 338 amino acids. Gene Ontology annotation, cellular component: nucleus. Gene Ontology annotation, biological process: Notch signaling pathway; regulation of transcription by RNA polymerase II; circulatory system development. Lineage: Eukaryota; Metazoa; Chordata; Mammalia; Eulipotyphla; Soricidae.